Molecule: messenger RNA, 1040 nt
Organism: Vigna angularis (adzuki bean)
Lineage: Eukaryota; Viridiplantae; Streptophyta; Magnoliopsida; Fabales; Fabaceae
Product: transcription factor MYC2-like
Exons: 2
Coding region: 1-924 (307 amino acids)
Biological process (GO): regulation of DNA-templated transcription
Cellular component (GO): nucleus
Molecular function (GO): DNA-binding transcription factor activity; protein dimerization activity; transcription cis-regulatory region binding
Source: RefSeq, a predicted model, not a curated record
AUGAAUUUUGCUAUGUGGAUUGUCUUGGAGUGGUACACAUUAUUCAUGAGCAAUGAGAGAUUUUGCAACUGCGUUGCCACCGAUCAGGACGAGAACGACCCUUCCUCACUCUGGCUCAACCCUUCUUCCUCUAUCGAAAUCAAGGACACCUCUAACGCUGUUGCACCUGCUUCAGCAAAUGCAGCAGUGAGAAAAACGAUGUCGUUCGAAACCCCUGGUUCCAGCACUCUAACAGAAACCCCUAGUGCCGCCGCAGCAGCUCACGUCCCCAACCCCAAGAACCAGGGUUUCUUCCCGAGGGAAUUAAACUUCUCCAACUCCUUAAAGCCCGAAUCCGGUGAAAUUAUGAGCUUCGGAGAGAGCAAGAAGAGCUCUUACAAUGGGAGUUACUUUCCCGCUGUAGCAGCUGAGGAGACCAACAAGAAGAGAAGGUCUCCUGUUUCUCGCAGCAACAUUGACGAUGGAAUGCUGUCCUUCACCUCCGGCGUCAUUCUACCGACUUUGAAUGUAAAAGCUCGUGGUGUUGCUGGGGGCGGUGAUUCCGAAAACUCGGAUCUCGAGGUUUCCUUGGUGAAAGAGGCGGACAGCAGGGUGGUGGAACCGGAGAAAAGGCCCCGGAAGAGGGGUCGAAAGCCGGCGAAUGGCAGAGAGGAGCCGCUGAAUCACGUGGAAGCGGAGAGGCAGAGGAGGGAAAAUCUGAAUCAAAGGUUCUACGCGCUUCGUGCGGUGGUUCCAAACGUGUCGAAGAUGGACAAGGCGUCGCUGUUGGGCGAUGCCAUAUCCUACAUAAACGAGCUGAAGUCAAAGCUGAGUGAGCUUGAAUCGGAGAAAGGGGAAUUGGAGAAGCAAUUGGAUUCGGCGAAGAAGGAGCUUGAGCUGUCAACCAAAAAUCCCUCGUUGCCUGCCACGUAUAUAUUUUUAUAAUUUUUUUCAUAUAACUAUUAAACAUGAUGACCCACUUGAUAUUGACAAACGAAGGUUUAAAUCUAUUAAAAACAAUCAUAUACUAUGUUUAUAGAAUUACGCAUAUAACGCGUGUA